AUGUCCCUUCACGGCCUUCCCUGGAGCCAGCUCAAGACUGUCGUAAUCGACGUACCCUCGUCUCUGGAGAAUAUUUUCUCCUACCUUUCCCAGUGCACCUCCGCUACCGCAGUCACAAUUCAUGGCGAAACUCCGAAGAAUCCAGGGAAAACUCGCCUACCAUCUCACCGUUUUCCCGCUCACACGCUUCCGAACCUCACCUCUCUCAAACUGUCGCGAGGGUGCGACCCGCUGUGGCUCCUGCGACACUUCACAGCACCCUCCCUUCAGCAGUUGGAGGUAGCCAUACUUCGCCGUGAUCAGCAAGUCCUUGAAGAUUUCGUGAAGCGUUCGCCCAGCAUCCAUACCCUCAUCAUCGACGAGAGGUAUGGUGAGGAUUAUGCCUAUGCAGACGAGGCCCUUAUCACUGAUCAAGAAAUCAUCGCCUACCUCACAAGUCCUUGCUUGCGCGCCAUACCGCGUGUCGGGCUCGACUUGCUGUACACGAAGAAGAGGAUUCCGGCUCUGAUCCAAGAAGGUUUGGAGGGCGGCCGACCGCUUCCGCCUCUGCUCUGCUGGAUUCCGGAAAAUUGGGAUCAAAGGUUAGUUGGGUGGUGGGACGAGUUGGAUCCGGAGCUGCAUACGUUAUUAUUCUCCUACGAAGAUGGGUCAAUCGAACUCUCUCCGGAGUACCAGAUCGACUCGGACUAUCCAUUCUAA
Molecule: messenger RNA, 699 nt
Organism: Cyclocybe aegerita
Lineage: Eukaryota; Fungi; Basidiomycota; Agaricomycetes; Agaricales; Hemipholiotaceae
Source: the annotation of a GenBank genome assembly